Labeo rohita (rohu) is the source of this 5739-nucleotide messenger RNA. RefSeq lists its product as uncharacterized. The transcript is spliced from 5 exons. The record is from RefSeq and is a predicted model, not a curated record. The coding region runs from base 466 to 1476 and encodes 336 amino acids. Lineage: Eukaryota; Metazoa; Chordata; Actinopteri; Cypriniformes; Cyprinidae.
GUCAUUUUGCGCAUGUGUCUCCAGUCUGUUGUUUAAAUUUCUUACGGACCGCUUAAACCCAGGGGGUGGGGACAAAGUGUAAUAUUUUCGGGAUAAAAUCGUCAGACUGAUGCUUGCAUACUCCACAAGUGUGGCUGGUGACCCCUUGUGCAUCAGGAGGAUCCCGAAUACAUUUUCCUCGAACACCGAUGAUCAAGCAGUUUACCUGUGGCAUCCAGAAUUUAACAUAUCACUGCAACUGAAACUCUGGAUGUGUGCUGCACAUGACGACACCAAACCAACCUCACUUUCUGUAAUGCUGGAGUGUAAAACUCCAAAACUGACACUGUGAUACUGCAAAUGUUACCAUGUAAAAGUAGACAAACUAGACUGUUCUGUUAUAGAUACAAAUAGAUUUUCUAUAAAUGAAGUAACAAAUAGUACCUCAAUAAAAGCCUUCUUACCCAGUCACACACAAAUACACUCAUGCUGACCACCAUGACAUACCGCAUGCCAAACUUCACUCUGGAGCAGAAGCUUUUCCUGCUUCGGAGAAUCCAUGCGGUGGUGGACACAGUCCAGGACUUUCGGAAAGACACCAACACUACUGUGCACCGGAACGCUGUAUGGGCGGAGCUGGCUCAGGCCUUUAAUGCGGCGUUCCCUAGUCGACCCCCCAGCAGCAUCGGGUCUCUGAAGACACUGUGGAAACGGCUGAAGGUGGAAUGUCGUGUAGCGCUGCAGAAGCGACAGGAACAGCAGGCAGCUGGGCUUCCUGUGUCUGCCCUCACUCAGGUGCAGAGAGAAGUGAUUGCACUGGUACCAAACCUGAUCUCCUGUCUGGAAGAGGUAGAUGGAGAUGGCAGCUACGCCUCGGUUAGGGGUGGCUCACCUGGAGCAGUGAUGGGGCUUUCAGGCACUAAUGGGAGUGAGCAUGAAGAUGCUGACCACAGUCAAAAUGAUGAAGUAGACAGCAAGGAGAACUUAGCCAUUGAACUUGGAUUGGUCUCACCAACUCGUCCUCCUGUUAACUCUGGGAUUCCUCCUGGCUCUGCCUCCUCUCCUCUCCACUCACAUUCAGUCUCUUCCAGGUCCAGCCGUCCCUCCCACAUCUACUCAACCCACGCAGGAAGCACCUCAGGGCUGGGAUCAGGGACAAGGGGUGCAAACUUUGAUACCCCACACAGAGAGCCUGCGGUGCCUCGUGCACCUGCCGGAGGAUCAGCUGAGAAUUCAUUAACGCUGAUGGACUCUUAUACCUCAGACUCAAAAUGGGAGGCACGUCGACAGGAAGUGUUUGAGCUGGAGCAUCAGCAAACGAUGAGUCUGUUACUGCUGCAGCAGUGUGUGUGGGAGGAGAAGAGGAAAGCAGUGAGACAGAAAGAGAAGGCGGCGCGGGCCAAGAAGAGAUAUUAUCAAGCCAAACUACGGAAGAUCGGCACAGAUCAUCCACCUUCCAGUAGCGACAGCGAGGAAAACGAUCAUCUACAGGCAUAAACUCAGAUGUUUAUGACGUCUUAGCUAUGUUUGCUUUCUUUUUGAAAGUCAUUUUUUAUUCUAGCAAUGCUGUUUAUUUACAAAACAAUAUUUUUUUAUUGUGGACUAAACUUAAUUGGUGUUUAGGAAUGUACCAUGUGUAUCAUAUGGAGGGGGGAAUUCACUUAAGCAGGCUUUGUUUCAAUAGCCGAUAAAAAUCUCAUUUCCUUUCAUGCUCUCUCUCAUCAACACUGAUGCUGCUGCGUUCGAUUCAGUCAAAUGUGGGAUAGUUAAAGGGCUAGUUUGCCUGAAAAUGUAAGUUUAUAAUUGAAACACAAAAGACAAAAAAGAAAAAAAAGUGCCGUGUUCAUUUUGUUCAUGCAAUAGAAUUGGAACAGUGUUGUUUUAGAACCCAUUGACUUUCAUUGUAUGGAAAACAGUUUAAAUAUUCUAAAAAUAUCUGAUUUUGUGUUCAGAAGAAGAAAGUAAGUCAUACAUGUUUACAUGUUUGUAGUGACAAGAGGAGAAGUAAAUGAUAACAGAAAUUAAAGAGAAAGUUCACCCAAAAUAGAAAAUUCUGUCAUUAAUUACUCACCCUCAUGUCGUUCCAAACCCGUAAGACCCUCAUUCAUAUUCAAACACAAAUAAGAUAUUUUUGAUGAAAUCUGAGACCCUGCAUAGACAGUAAUGCAACCACCACGUUCCAGGCCCAGAAAGAUAAUAAGGACAUCGUUAAAACUGUCCAUGUGACAUCAGUGGUUUAACCUUCAUUUUAUGAAGCUACGAGAAUACGUUUUGCGUGCAAAGAAAACAAAAAUAACAACUUUUUUUCAACAAUUUCUUCUCUUUUGUCCCAAAACCCUUACAAUCAGGCCAGAAUUGCGCACUGAGGUGAUAUUUAGUCGUGAUACUUGUGCUUGAUGAGAAGAGGAAAUGAACUGAAAUGAGAUUUCUAAUGUUACUGUAUAGCAUUUUAAUUUAAUGCUUGUGGGUCAAACCAAGGAUUGAUUAAGGUUCUCCAAGGCCUCUGUUUGAUGCUAUUUACAUUACAAUGUAAACAGCAUCAAACAUUACAUUACAAAUCAGUGUGGUAAGAAAUUACACUGCAAAUAUGAGAAAGAGCACAAUGUGUGGAAAACAUUUCAGAGGACACUGCCAGUCCGCAAUCUAUCCUUGGAUCCAUCACUUCUGACUGUUUUAGGACAAUGUCUUCAGGACCAAUCUUUUGAUUCAGUUCACUGUAGCUCUUUUUAUACUAUGCAGGUUUUUCAGGUAAAUAAGUGCUUCUUUUAAAUGGACUUCCUACUCAUAGAGUGGUGAAUUUAGCUUCAGUGUUAAGUUCAGUGCUGUUCAUUUACUUGUCUUAGUAUACGGUGUUUGGGAACAGAGCCAUCUGUUCUUUUUCAAAAUAUGAAAAAUCUUAAAGAUAUCCACCUUUUUUCAGAAUAAUCCGAUAAUCCGCCACGAUAAAUUCUCUAAUUUCUGUUUGGAUGCUUUCUUGUUCUGUUCUCCACAGAAAUCCAUGUUAAUAGGGGUGAAAAAAAAGGAACAACUGAAUAGAGGGUUUGCACUUGUGUCACAAAUUGGUCAGUUACCUGGAUGCACAGCCAUGUUGGCGUUACUCAGAUGUAAACAACAGCAUGGACUGCAUGUUAAUGUACUACUAAAUAUGUUGUUUUGCUAAUUUAUGCUGUCUAAACCAUGGAAAAUAUGUGUGGAAGCUGCUAAAUCAUAUAGAGGAGGACUUAGUAAGCAGGAAAGGGCGCAAGAUUUUGACAAACUAAAGUUAACAGGUGAUGAAGAUACAUACAAGCAGAACUAAUUAAGAUAUUAGCCUAGUAUUUCACCUACCUGACCGGAAAUUAUAAAAAAGAACACAAAUGUUGUCAAGAUUCCUGCCCGGGAAAAUCCUGGUUCAGUUGUGGCCAACCACAAACGCCUUUUGUUCGUCAGACAGUCUUUUAGACUCUUCUUCCUGAUUUGUUAUAACUUUUGUCACUCUAUAGUACUCUAAACGUUGUUCCCGGUCUGACCAAUUAGUACAGCCCCAAACAUGAAAGUAAUUGACAUUUUCAGUAGCAAUAAUCAAAAAAAUUAUGCGAGUUUCGUUCGGUACAGUGGCACUGUUUAGUUCAAUGCCGCCAAUAUGGCCGAACGAUGACUCGACGUCCUGAAAACACUCUAUUAAUUAAACAAACUUUUUCAAUAUAACCAAAUAUAAAAAUUUUGCUGGGUUAAGCUGUACUGUUUUUUACGACUGUACUGUUUUUUUAGUGCCACCUUAAAAAAAAAAUCUAAGAUUACGAGAUUAAACUCGUAAUAUUUCGAGAAUAAACUCGAAAUGUUACGAGAAAAAAGUCGAAAUGUUUCGAGAAAAAUCACAGAAUUGCGAGAAACUAUGGAUGUGGAGGAUCUGGUUAAGUCCUACUUUAGGUUAGGAUUUAGCAAUAAGGAAAUUCUUUGUCUUUUGGCGCAUCAGCACGGACUUAUAAUUAGUACAAGGACACUGCAGCGGUCAUGUAGGAAACUUAAUUUAUUCAGAAGAAAAAAUCAGACAGACAUUGAGGAAAUUGCCUCUUUUGCGACCAGUGGUCGACUCCACGGAUAUCGAUGGUUACAUCUGCGUGCUACUCAAAGAGGAUAUGUUGUUUCUCAAGAGACUUUAGCCGCUUUUCCACUAUCGGCCCGAACCGUUCUCUUCGCUUAACCGUUCCGUUCCGUGCCGAUCCGGGCCAGUCAGCACGGAUACGGUUUCAUUUUCCACUAUGGUGCUGAUAACGGAACUCUUUGGAAUGUAAAUACAAAUGCGUUGGUCGUUGCCUUGGUAACGCAAUUGUAAUAUAAACAGAGAUAUGGAUGAUGAUCAGAUAUUUCUGUUUUUGGGACUUCGUUAAAUAACAGAAAAAAAGGACACAACUAUAAACAACGUAUAAAAAAAUAAAAUAAACAGAAGGCGACGACAGGUAUAAGGUUACCAACAAAUGCUGAGGGGAUGUGCAUGACAACGGAGACGGACAGCGUUCUAAGAACCGUUCGGCACGACAGUGGAAAAGCGGCUUAUGAGGAUGAUGAUCAAAUAAAGCAAUCGAUCCUGAAGGAGUUGAACACCGGCGCGCUCAGUACUUCAGCCGGGGUCCCAACGCAUUGUGGCAUAUGGAUUCAUAUGAUAAACUCAAGCCGUACGGCAUUGCAAUUAAUGGUUGCAUUGACAGCUUCAGUCGGUUUGUGCUGUGGAUGGAAGCGUACAAUACAUUCACGUAAAAAUACGACUUUAUUUUCGUAAUUUUUGACUUUUUUUUUUUUCAAAAUACUACGAUUUUAAUCUCGUAUUACUACGACUUUAUUCUCGUAACAUUUCGACUUUAUUCUCAUAAGAUUUCGACUUUAUUCUCGUAACAUUUCGACUUUAUUCUCGUAACAUUUCGACUUUAUUCUCGUAGUUUCGAGUUUAUUCUCGUAGUUUCGAGUUUAUUCUCGAAAUAUUACGAGUUUAAUCUCGUAAUCUUAGAUUUUAUUUUUUUUUAAGGUGGCACUAAAACGCCGUCGUAGUUUUUGGCUUCCACAAUAACAGCAAUAAACUUAAGGAAUUCCUGUUUAAGCUAAGUGUUUUGCGCACCAGCAAAUAUAUCGGUGUCCGGCACUGUAUGAGAUAACGACCGUGACUUAAAGAGCCUACAUUAAAAUACUGUGUAAAGUAAUAUGUGCGCUGAUCAUUUCGUGGACAAAAUCCUGCAAACUUCGCCUCACUAUGUCCCCUCUGUUUACAAUGCAGCUAACGUCGCGUCGCGUCGCGUCAUUGCCCACUCAUUAAACUAUGACAGGUGAGUUAAUGCAAAAAGACGCUCAUUGCGACACUGUGAAGUGAUAAAACUAUGGCGCCGUGUGCAUUAUAAAACCAUUUUCACAGCUUUAACGUUAUAUUAUCUGCUCGGAAAAUACGUUAAUUUGACUAGAAACACCAGAGACCGGAAAUGUAAAGCAUCAUUCCAGUCAGACGAGACUUGCGCGUUCAGAAAAAAAGGUGGAUUAAAUGGAAAUGGUCAUUUUCUUACCCUCAUAAUGUUCUAAAAUCAUAUACGUUCUAUGUUGCGAGAAAUAAAGUCAUACAGGUUUGAAACAACAUGAGGGUGAGUAAAAGAUGAUUUCAAAUGUAGACUGUAAAUCAGUGAAACAGAAUGUUAGACUGAAUUAAACUAGUGAGAACUGUAAAAGCAGAUUAGAUGUAAUUUACAUUUGAUUUGACUGAAAUUUAGAAAGAUGUGUAAUGUGAUGAACAAGUUACAU